GCGGAAAGUUUAUAGAAAGGCGAACGCUAUGUCAAACGAUCGGGAGAACUCGAACCUGUUACUCAUUAAUGAACAAAGUUCCGAGAGUGAUAGAGUUAGUAGAAAAGGAGGUGCAAACACUGUACAAGAUCAUCCUUUAGCUGCGGAUCUAGGGUUAGAUGUUGUUGGUAUUAGCAGGCAUGAUUCGGCUAACUUGAAUCGACCCGAGAGUCAACUUCAUGCCCAAAACACUGACUCUACUAUUCUUGAUCUGCUAAUGCGAACCAAUCAAACAAACGAUAACGGCAAUACUCUUCUUAGUACGUACAACUAUAGAGCUCGUAUGGAACCUGGGAUGUGCGAAGGUCUGCCAUCUUCGGAGAUGAUCAGUGAGUCAGAUAUCAAGUCGAACACCCAGCUUUCAAAGCCGAUACCAUUAACGUCACAUAUGACCACAUUCAUGCUACCGAACAGUCGACAAUAUAUUCAAGAUAAUAUAUCGCAUAAUUCACAAAGACAAAAUGAGUUGUCUGUACAAGCACCGCGGGAUUUGGUCGAGAAUAUAACUAGUAUUCAGUCCAACCCGGUAGAGAGAAGUCGUCUACCGCCCAAUUAUGGCUCGCCAUCACUACCUGCUUUGGAGCUGCCGUCGAUCAGUGUUGUUAGCACAGAUGUGGGUACACUCUCAUCUCAUAAGUCUCGUUUGUCGGCACAAUGGCGAGAUAAUCAAACAACUACCCAAUAUCCAGACGUGUUAAGACGUCAACCGAACCAACAACAAGAGGGACAGAUACCGCGACAACGACAGUAUCUUGGUACUAAUACAAUACACGAUGCAAUGCCCCUGAUAAAUAGUACUAGUGAAAACUAUUUUCGCCCCUCAGCAAGACUGGAACACACCCCUCGCUCACACACCGCACAUUUUUCCUUCGAUGGCGAAUCUUUUGCAGCGGAGGAAUCAACUGUAGUACGUGAUAUGAUAGCACCCCUUCAGUCGCGUCCAUGGCUCAAUACUACACAGAUGCAACGGCAUACGUCGGCUCCGUAUGUUUAUAGACGAAAUCGAGGAUUAUCUGCACCGUAUACAUAUGGAGUCAAGUCCAGAUAUGAACGUAGGAGAGGCUCGUCACCGAAUAUACACCGACUUAUUUCAGGAUCUGAUGAGACCCUUACCAGGGCAAAUCUUCAAAGUUUAGAAAGUAAAGACUCUCCAUCGAUUUUAUUUACGGAAUCGGGGUUGCGAACGCAGCAGGAAGAAGAGCAAACUCGCGCAAUGCACAUGCAGGAUGGUAUGGCCAUGUUGCAACAUAUUCUAUCGUUGAACGACACCCGAGCCACGACUGGAGAAGCUAAUGUGAAACAGAUUGAUGGUUGUAUUAAUAUGCAAUUGGAUUCGCCUAGAGCACUCAUGCCCGUAAAUAUGCCGUCCACGAGCAGAAGUUCGAGGUUGAUUAGCACAGUAAGUGCUCCUAAUUUAGGACAAACUCAUAGAACGGAGGGCACGAGUAUCAAGCAAAUCAGAUGGCGCAGUGAAAUACACAAGGGAGUCAUGCACAUCAAGUUCGCCACUAGCUCCCUAUUGGGAUACCCCAGAGAUGGUACAACGUUGGUCAUGAUAGAAAUGGAUACUGGGCAAUCACAGAAGGCUUACUUCCCAAACAAUGCCGAGGGAGAGCGUGUUUGGCUGCUGUUUGCGGAAGCCUUCACACGUGGAUUGCUUCUGAAAACCGCACAGUGCGUCAAUGUCAAAAAUACGAAUUUCAAAACGAAGCUGGAGUGUGCUGUCGAGUUGAAGGAAAGACGUACUGGCGGUAUAAGUAAUGGAGCUUACCCUGAUGCUGAAUAUCUCACGAGGGUGAAAGUUGAGCUCGACACCCUACUUAGGCCAAAACAAUAGCCGAAUACAAGGCUCUUCUGGUAACUGGUGGACAUUGAACAUCAACUACUGCAACAAGAUAACGAUAAUUCAGAGCGACACACUCUCAGCACCUAAACUCAGCGUGGAUUUCGAAUUUCUGCAACCAAAUGCUGAUAUGUGGCAUCGAUUCAAUCUGACUGAGGUUCGCAUACGGCGUGUGAAGUUAUCUACUAGCGAUGAGACUAUGCCUUGCUAAUGCAAAUACGAUUUAGUUAUAAUUUGAUUUUCUAAAAGUCAGUUUCAGCCACCGGUGCCCCGAGUUUAUGUACGAAUUACUCAAAAACGAAC
Molecule: messenger RNA, 2185 nt
Organism: Sphaeroforma arctica JP610
Lineage: Eukaryota; Ichthyosporea; Ichthyophonida
Exons: 1
Coding region: 29-1876 (615 amino acids)
Source: RefSeq, a predicted model, not a curated record